This is a messenger RNA of Leptinotarsa decemlineata (Colorado potato beetle), 2530 nucleotides long. RefSeq lists its product as uncharacterized. Gene Ontology annotation, biological process: cytoskeleton organization. The record is from RefSeq and is a predicted model, not a curated record. Lineage: Eukaryota; Metazoa; Arthropoda; Insecta; Coleoptera; Chrysomelidae.
UUCCUGUCAGUUUGCUCAUGACAUUUGUGGUGUGUGUUGUGUAGUCAUGUGGAAUAUUGCGUGAAAUACUUCAAUUAUUGAUAAAUUUAUAGUGUUGUGACUGGACAAACAUACAAAAUGGCAAAAAGGCUGACCGAAGAAAUGGUCAUAGCCAGGACAAAAAUAUCCGAUCUUGGUAAAAUAAAACGUCUUAAUUGUUGGGGUAGCGAACUGGUGGAUGUUUCUCUGCUUCGGAAAAUGCCUUCAGUUGAGGUUUUAUCUUUGAGUAUCAACAAAAUCAACAGUCUGGCGGAUUUCCAGUACUGCAAUCGAUUAGAGGAAUUGUAUAUACGACAAAAUGAUAUUAGGGACGUCAAUGAAGUUAUGUAUCUGCAGGCUUUGUCGAAUUUGAAGAAUCUGUGGCUGGGCGAGAACCCGUGCGCGAAUACCGAGGGGUACCGCAUGGCAGUUAUCAAAGCCUUGCCACAGCUCCAAAAAUUGGACAACGUCCAGGUGACCCAGGAAGAACUAAGGGAAGCUCAAAGGAGGGGGAGGACGCUCUAUCAUCCAGAAGACGCCCAAGAAGACAGCGAAGAGGAGUACGGCGCUCGGUCGUCGCCGCCACAACGACGCCAGCCGAACAAUUGUCAGUAUCCUUCGCCGCCUGAGACGCCGGAGAUGCAGACGAGUCCGACGCAACACGAGACUACCGAAUACGAAGACGUGGAAGAGAGUGAGGAAAAUUACCCCAGAGAAGACGUUUCCGAAGAAAGUCGAGAAUACUCUCCUCCGAGACAGACCAGUCCACCUAGAAGAAAUGAACCCGUGAGAAGAGCGUAUUCCCCUGAAACAGAAUAUAUAGAGAGGAGAAGGAGCAGUUUCGAGAGAGAAUCACCAAGGCAGUUACAGCAGCAGCAGCAGCAACAGCAAUAUUAUGAGAAAUCAUCAACUAACAACUCAUUCGACGACGUGCAAUCAUGCGAAACAACAACCUUUAGGGAAACUAAAAUAGUUAACAGCCAAUCGGCGAGCUGCAUUAAGGAAUACACGAAUGGAGACAGGUAUAACUCCUCACACGGCGUUAGUGAAAUAUCUGUGACAAAUGUCGAAAAGCGCGAUAGAUACACUUGUUCUGCAGCUGCUCAUCGGCCUCCUUUUGCCAGGCGACCUGUGACGAGGAAUUCCAACAUUCUUUCUGCCGUACUGUGCCUAGUAAAGGAGUUGGACUACCCUAGCCUGGAAGUUGUAGAGAUGGCAGUUAGAUGUAGAAUGGACGAGCUGGACGAAUGACAAAAAUAAAAUAUUCCAGACCGCCUCUUUUUGCACACCCACAAUAACGAACAGCUUUAACAAUUGGGUCUGAGUUUUGAAUACUUACCUUUUCGAAAACUUUGGAAUCAUUAGAGUGGAAUUUGACAGCUUUAUAAAUCACUAUCAACGUUGCUGUGUUCGAUACAGAGCUUAACUAUAACUUACUCUUCUAUGUUCUAUGUUCAGAGGUCGACAGGUUUCUGAACUUUUUUCCGCCCGUUAAUAAAAGCAAAAGUUUGAGAGAAACCUAACUGAAACAAAAAGUUUCAUUGUGUUUAUACUGUUUCCUAGUUGAUGAUAUUUAUUUUUUGAAUUAUAACAAUGGCCAAAGCUUAAAUUAUUUGAAACAAAAAGGGACUUGGAAUGUUUUCCAGAAUCCAGUGAACGACUAAUUUUUUUUGCCAUGCUAGAUUGGUAUUUUAAAUUGUCAAAACGCCUUUCAAAACUUUCUAUCAUGAUCAAAUAGACAGAAUGCAGAGUUAUUCCUCACAAAAUACAUUCCGACAGCUUGAUCGAUAUAUUCACGAAUAAUUUCCACUUUAUCAUCUAUGAAUUCGACUGUUGAUUUGUACCUUAAUUUUGUUUUAGAUAAUACUAUUGUAUUUUAAGUAAUGUUAGUUGUUGAAUUAAACGGAUAUAGGGUAUUGAAAAUAGCCCAAGUAACCAAAACAAACAUUUACUACAUCCUUUCUAUUUUCGUCUCAUACUGAGAAUAAUUUUAGAUAAAUUGUUCCAUGUUCUGUUGAGACUUAUUGGAAAUAUUUUUUUUUAUCGAAAAUCUGUGUUCAUCUAUAUUUAUUGAGAAAUAUGUGCAAUAUUAAGUAUUAAAUUGAAAUACAUUUGGUAAUUGAAUUAGUUUGGAAAAUUCGAGUGAAAAAGCACUAACUACAUUUUUGAAAUGAUUCCUAUCCAAGAUGUCGUGACUGAUAAAUGUAAAACACUUUAUACAAAGUAAAGGACCAAUCUGAGGUUGAAUAUUUUAUUUAUUUAUGAGUAAAUGUUUAUUAUAGUUAUAUUAUUCUGUUGUGAAUCUUGCCAAAAAUUACUUUGGAUAAUUUAUUUUGCUAUUUGUACAUAAGUAUGAAUUCCCUCCAGUAUAUAGUUUUUGUUUAAGUAUUGCUCUUUAUAUAUUUUUGUAAUAUUAAUCUAGUCUAAUUGGCAACUCAUUUUUGGCCUCCAAGGUUUUAUAUAUUUAUAGUUAAACUAUUCUAAUUCUGUUUUUAAAAAUAUAUGAAAUUUA